Cynocephalus volans (Philippine flying lemur) is the source of this 3460-nucleotide messenger RNA. RefSeq names its product ribonucleoprotein, PTB binding 1 (gene RAVER1). The coding region runs from base 8 to 2236 and encodes 742 amino acids. The transcript has 13 exons. Gene Ontology annotation, molecular function: RNA binding. The record is from RefSeq and is a predicted model, not a curated record. NCBI's taxonomy places the organism in Eukaryota, Metazoa, Chordata, Mammalia, Dermoptera, Cynocephalidae. Gene Ontology annotation, cellular component: nucleus.
UCCCAAGAUGGCGGCCGACGUGUCCGUUACUCACCGGCCCCCACUGAGCCCGGAGGCUGGGGCCGAGGUUGAAGCCGGGGAUGCCGCGGAGCGCCGGGCUCCCGAAGAAGAGUUGCCGCAGCUAGAUCCAGAAGAGAUCCUGAAACGCCUGGAACAUACCGAGCGCCAGUUCCGUAACCGUCGCAAAAUACUGAUCCGGGGCCUCCCGGGGGACGUUACCAACCAGGAAGUGCAUGACCUGCUCAGCGACUAUGAACUCAAGUACUGUUUUGUGGACAAAUACAAAGGGACAGCCUUCGUGACCCUUCUGAACGGGGAGCAGGCUGAGGCAGCCAUCAGCACCUUCCACCAGAGCCGCCUGCGGGAGCGGGAGCUGUCGGUGCAGCUGCAGCCCACGGAUGCCCUGCUGUGCGUGGCCAACCUGCCCCCUAGCCUCACUCAGCAGCAGUUCGAGGAGCUGGUGCGGCCCUUCGGGAGCCUGGAGCGCUGCUUCCUGGUCUACAGUGAGCACACCGGCCACUCCAAGGGCUACGGCUUUGCCGAGUACAUGAAGAAGGACUCGGCUGCCCGCGCCAAGUCAGAUCUGCUGGGCAAGCCGCUGGGCCCACGCACUCUUUACGUGCACUGGAUGGAUGCUGGGCAGCUGACGCCCGCCCUGCUGCACUCCCGCUGCCUCUGUGUCGACCACUUGCCUCCUGGCUUCAGCGAUGUAGACGCCCUACGCCGGGCGCUGUCGGCCGUCCACACUCCCACCUUCUGCCAGCUGGCGUGCGGCCAGGACGGGCAGCUGAAGGGCUUCGCUGUGCUGGAGUAUGAGACAGCCGAGAUGGCAGAGGAGGCGCAGCAGCGGGCGGACGGCCUGGCCCUGGGGGGCAGCCACCUGCGCGUCUCCUUCUGCGCCCCUGGGCCCCCUGGCCGCAGCAUGCUGGCCGCGCUCAUCGCUGCCCAGGCAACUGCCCUCAAUCGAGGCAAGGGGCUCCUGCCUGAGCCCAACAUCCUACAGCUGCUCAACCACCUGGGGCCAUCUGCCCCCCUGCACCUGCUCCUCAACCCCCUGCUGCAUGGCAACGCAGGGGGCAAGCAGGGCCUGCUGGGCGCCCCCCCGGCCGUGCCACUGCUCAAUGGGCCCGCCCUGUCCACAGCACUGCUGCAGCUUGCCCUGCAGACCCAGAGCCAGAAGAAGCCUGGGAUCCUGGGAGACUCACCCCUGGGCGCCCUGCAGCCUGGGGCCCAGCCGGCUAACCCCCUUCUCGGGGAGCUGUCCGCAGGGGGGGGCCUGCCCCCGGAGCUGCCGCACCGGCGAGGGAAGCCACCGCCCCUGCUGCCACCUCUGCUUGGCCCCUCUGGGGGUGACCGGGAGGCCAUGGGACUGGGUCCCCCAGCAGCCCAGCUCACUCCACCCCCUGCCCCCAUGGGGCUCCGAGGCAGUGGCCUCAGAGGCCUCCAGAAAGACAGCGGGCCUCUGCCCAUGCCCCCUGGAGUGUCGCUGCUGGGGGAGCCCCCCAAGGACUACCGGAUCCCUCUGAACCCCUACCUGAACCUACACAGCCUGCUCCCAGCCAGCAACCUGGUGGGUAAGGAGGCCAGGGGCUGGGGAGGCACCGGGAGAAGCCGCCACCCAGCUGACGGCCCCCUGCCUAACCCCCCGGCCCCCGGUGGUGGUGGUGGAGGUGGCAGUGGCAGCAGCAAAGCCUUCCAGCUCAAGUCCCACCUGCUCAGCCCCCUCACCAGUGCCCGCCUGCCCCCUGAACCAGGGCUGCCCGACAGCUACAGCUUCGACUACCCCUCGGAAAUGGGACCUCGGCAGCUCUUCUCCCACCCACGGGAGCCAGCCCUCGGGCCUCACGGAGCCAACCGCCACAAGAUGUCCCCCCCACCCAGUGGCUUCAGCGAGCGGAGUGGUGGGGGCAGUGGGGGGCCCAUGUCUCACUUCUAUUCGGGCUCCCCCACUUCCUACUUCACCAGCGGCCUGCAGGCUGGCCUCAAGCAGAGCCACCUCAACAAGGCAGUCGGCUCCUCCCCACUGGGCUCUGGUGAAGGGCUCCUGGGCCUCGGCCCUGGGCCCAAUGGUCACAGCCACCUACUGAAGACCCCACUGGGCGGCCAGAAACGCAGCUUCGCCCACCUGCUGCCCUCACCUGAGCCCAGCCCGGAAGGCAGCUACGUGGGCCAGCACUCCCAGGGCCUCGGCGGCCACUACGCAGACUCCUACCUGAAGCGGAAGAGGAUUUUCUAGGCGCCAGCGCCAGAGAUGCUCAAGGGCCCACACCAACCAAAUCUCUUCUGGGUUUUCUGCUGUUUUGUGUUUUUGUUUUUUUUCCUUUCUUUCGGUGAUAGAAAAAUCUCUGAAAGACUUUGCUGACCAACCAGCCAGAGCCCGAGGAGUGUGGGGGAGUCUGGGGGCCUCACUGCACCUCUGGCCUGCUCCCGGCACUGGCCCUGCAGCCUUAAGAGAGAGGGGCCCCGGCCUGCUCCCUCUCCCGCCCCGUCUCCUAUCCUCCGCCUGUGCCCAUCUUUUCUGGGAGUCCCCUCCUGCCUCAUCACUCCUGUAUUUUGGCCUUUCGAGUGCCUUGGAGGUUUCCCUGACCUCCUGUGAGGAUCAGAGACUGUGCCCUUUUUUUAACUUUGACAAUUGACUUUUAUUUCCUUUUCUAAUUUUUAUUACUUUUUAAACUGUCCAGGGCGACCCCAGCUCUGAUUCCGUCAAGGUCUGGUCUGUCUGGGCCUGCAUUCCACAUUUUUGUUUUGAAACAGCUCAGCCCUUUUCUAUUUCCCAUGUCUGCUGUAGGCGUGGCUGUCUCCUGCCCCUGCCUGCCCACUCUGGCCUGAACCCCAGCCUUGGGUCCCCGGCUCCCUGCCACAGUCCCCUCACUUUCUGAUGCCUUAAAGCUGGGCCCCAGGCCCGGCUGGCCAGAGCCUUUCAAACACCAAGCUCUGGAAGCUUGACUAAGGACCAAACAGCUCUGGCCUAGGGAUUGGGCCCCUCUACCCAGAAUCUUCACCCUGGGGACAGUAGAAGGCCAAAGUCUUGGCCUUGGCAAACCAAUCCCACCAUCCUUUCUGCCCAAGCCUAGGUGCGGAGACGGGCCUUCUCUGCCAGCUUAAACCAGUUCCCUUGCUGUCUGUGGGAGCCAGGCAUGGUGCCCAUCUCAAUGAGCCUCUGCCGUGCCCACCUUGUUGAAGAUGAGCUCCACCUCUCCAUCCCCAGGCCAGAUCACUGGGAGCGGGCCUCCUUUUGGCCCAGUGCUAGGAAUGACAACUCCAUGCAGAUAAGCUCUGCACUUGCCCACCAGCAGGACCUGUCGACCUGAGGUGCGCCUAGGCCUUGCCCCGGGCCAACUGGGCCACCAGCUUCCCUCUCCUGACUCGCCCGCAUUCACUCCAGAGGGUAUCCUAUCCCUGAUCUUCCCACACAGACCUUUGCUGAAUUAAAGUUUGUAAGUAAAUGGUUUUAAAGAAA